AUGUUGCUGUGCAGGGCAGCUCUGCUGCUCUUCCUGUCCUUGAUACACCUCGUGCUCUGCGCCGAGGAUUACUACAAGGUGACAUCUCUUUUCCUCUCUCCAUUCUCGGGCUCCCGGACCCUCGCUAACCUCGACUCACGACAGGUCCUGGGAAUAAGCAAAUCAGCAUCAGAUAAAGAAAUCAAGUCCGCAUACAGACAGCUCAGCAAGAAGUUCCACCCCGAUAAGAACCCUGGCGACGAGACGGCCAAGGAGAAAUUCGUCGAAGUCUCGGAAGCCUACGAGGCGCUCUCCGACCCGGAGCUCCGCAAGGUCUACGACCAGUACGGCCACGAGGGCGUCAAGCAGCGGCAGCAGGGCGGCAACUUCCAGCACCAGAACCCCUUCGACAUCUUCUCGCGCUUCUUCGGCGGCGGCGGCCACUUCCAGGGCGGGCAGCGCCGGGGCCCCAACGUCGAGGUCAAGCUCGCCAUCGCGCUGCGCGACUUCUACAGCGGGCGCGCCACCGAGUUCCAGUGGGAGAAGCAGCAGAUCUGCGAGGAGUGCGACGGCACGGGCUCGGCCGACGGCGUCGUCGAGCAGUGCGGCACCUGCGGCGGGCACGGCGUGCGCAUCCAGCGCCACCAGAUCGCGCCGGGCAUGUUCCAGCAGGUGCAGACGCAGUGCGACGCCUGCGGCGGCCGCGGCAAGACCAUCCGCCACCGCUGCCCGGCCUGCGGCGGGAACCGCGUCGUGCGCAAGCCGACGACGGUGCACAUCAACAUCCUGCCCGGCAUGGCCAAGGAGUCGCGCGUCGUGUACGAGAACGAGGCCGACGCGAGCCCGGACUACGUCGCCGGCGACCUCGUCGUCACCCUGGCGGAGAAGGAGCCCGACCUCGAGCAGGACAACCCGGACCACGUCGACGGCGUCUUCAUGCGCCGCAAGGGCGACGACCUGCACUGGAAGGAGGUCAUCGGCCUGCGCGAGGCCUGGAUGGGCGGCUGGACGCGCAACCUGACGCACCUCGACGGCCACGUCGUGCGCCUCGGCCGCAGGGAGGGCCAGGUCGUGCAGUCGGGCCAGGUCGACGUGAUCAAGGGCCAGGGCAUGCCCAUCUUCCACGAGGACGGCGACAGCGUGUACCACGAGACCCAGUACGGCGACCUGCUCGUCGAGUACGUCGUCGUGAUCCCGGACCAGGCGGACCCGGCCAUGCUGAAGGAGAUCAAGGCCGUGUUCGACAAGUGGCAGAAGAAGACCGGUGUAGACCUGCACAAGGACAGCGGGAGGCCGGAUAUACCCGACGCCGCCGGUGGGCCGCCGGCGCACGAGGAGUUAUGA
This is a messenger RNA of Thyridium curvatum, 1323 nucleotides long. RefSeq lists its product as uncharacterized. NCBI's taxonomy places the organism in Eukaryota, Fungi, Ascomycota, Sordariomycetes, Thyridiales, Thyridiaceae. Gene Ontology annotation, biological process: protein refolding. Gene Ontology annotation, cellular component: cytoplasm. The coding region runs from base 1 to 1323 and encodes 440 amino acids. Gene Ontology annotation, molecular function: Hsp70 protein binding. The transcript has 2 exons. The record is from RefSeq and is a predicted model, not a curated record.